ACUCCUACAUUAGCUGUGCUGCAUUUAAACUGCACGGACCUCAAGGUCUUAUGGGUAUUGUUCUGUGAACAUGGCUCUCAUGGAAGCACUUCUUCAGGUUUCCACCACGGGAACGUUAAUCUGCUGCUUGCUUCUGCUCUUUGCUGUUUAUGUGCUGUUCUUCAGGUCUCAGAGAGAUGAAAACGAACCUCCAGGGCCAAAACCGUUGCCACUUUUGGGAAAUCUGCUAAUGUUAGAUGUCAGCAAACCACACUUGAGCCUGUGUGAGAUGGCAAAGCAGUUUGGCCCAGUGUUCACGGUCUACUUUGGUCCAAAAAAAGUGGUUGUGCUAGCUGGCUACAAAACAGUGAAGCAAGCCCUGGUUCAUCAUGCAGAUGAAUUUGGAGACAGAGAAAUCAUGCCAAUGUUCCAUGAUUUCACUAAAGGUCAUGGUAUUAUAUUUGCCAAUGGAGAGAGUUGGAGAGAACUGAGGCGGUUCGCUCUCACCAAUUUACGAGACUUCGGGAUGGGAAAGAAAAAAAUUGAGGAGAAAAUAAUAGAGGAAACAUGCCAUUUACAAGAGGAAUUUGAGAAGUUUGCAGGAAGACCUUUUGAAACCACACAGCUGAUGAACUACGCUGCAUCAAGUGUCAUCUCUUCCAUUGUGUAUGGAAGCAGGUUUGAGUAUACAGACCCUCAACUACGAAACAUGGUAGAUCGAGCCAAUGAGAGCAUCAGGCUGAGCGGAACGGCAUCUGUGCAGCUCUACAACAUGUUCCCUUUUUUGGGCCCGUGCCUCAAGAAUUGGAGACUGCUCAUGAAAAACCUAGCACUUGAUAUCAAAGAGGUUUCAGAGCUGGUGAGCAGUUCACGUCAAACGCUGAACCUACAGGACCUAAGAGGCUUUGUGGAUUCCUUCCUCGUCCGUAUGCAGAAUGCAGAGGAAUCUGGAGAGAAGAACUCGCUUUUCAACCAGCAGAACCUCAUUUUCUCAGUCGGCAACUUGUUUGCCGCUGGUACGGACACUACCAGUACAACGCUGCGCUGGAGCUUGCUGCUUAUGGCCAAAUAUCCACACGUACAGGAUGGAGUUCAGGAGGAGAUUGACCGGGUGAUCGGUGGACGGCAACCGAUAACAGAAGACAGGAAGAACUUACCGUAUACAGACGCUGUGAUUCACGAAAUCCAAAGACUGGCAAACAUUGCACCCAUGAGUAUCCCUCAUAUGACCAGCUGUGAUGUUCACUUCAAUGGUUACUUCAUUAAGAAGGGCACGUGUGUAUUUCCUCUUCUAACGUCUGUACUUUGGGAUGAGGAUGAAUGGGAGACGCCCCACACUUUCAACCCUAAACAUUUCCUGGAUGAGCACGGUCGAUUUGUGAAGAGAGACGCCUUCAUGCCCUUCUCUGCAGGCCGCAGGGUUUGUCUUGGAGAGAGUUUGGCGAGAAUGGAGCUCUUCCUGUUCUUCACGUCCCUUCUUCAGCGUUUCCGCUUCGCUCCUCCUCCUGGAGUGUCUGAGGAUGAUCUGGAUCUCACUCCAUCGAUAGGCUUCAUCUUGUACCCAGCCCCACACAAACUGUGCGCCAUCAAGCGAUUGUGAAAUAUGUGAAAUUGUACAGUAAACAUAAUAUUAUGAGGUUUGAAUCUCCGUUUUAAGUACUGCAUCAUAUAAUUAACACAAACCAUCAAUGUAUUAAUCAACUCAAGUAUGCCAAUGGUUUCUUUUUCUGCAUAAUUAUUUAAAUCCAUGUAUGUGGUAACUGCAAGUUGUCUGCUCCAGUAUUAUUAAGACCUUGGCAUGUCUUGCACAUCUAUGUAUUUGCAUUAAAAUAAUUUUACAUUUAUUAAUAAACA
Molecule: messenger RNA, 1833 nt
Organism: Puntigrus tetrazona (Sumatra barb)
Lineage: Eukaryota; Metazoa; Chordata; Actinopteri; Cypriniformes; Cyprinidae
Product: cytochrome P450 2K1
Exons: 9
Coding region: 71-1579 (502 amino acids)
Biological process (GO): xenobiotic metabolic process
Cellular component (GO): cytoplasm; intracellular membrane-bounded organelle
Molecular function (GO): heme binding; oxidoreductase activity, acting on paired donors, with incorporation or reduction of molecular oxygen, reduced flavin or flavoprotein as one donor, and incorporation of one atom of oxygen; iron ion binding
Source: RefSeq, a predicted model, not a curated record